Molecule: messenger RNA, 2242 nt
Organism: Lolium perenne
Lineage: Eukaryota; Viridiplantae; Streptophyta; Magnoliopsida; Poales; Poaceae
Biological process (GO): ubiquitin-dependent protein catabolic process
Cellular component (GO): membrane
Molecular function (GO): ubiquitin protein ligase activity
Source: RefSeq, a predicted model, not a curated record
GUAGGCAGGCUAUAAACAUAAAUUUCAUGUAUAUUAUUUUUACAGUUGCGGUAAGAAAAAAUGAAGCAGCCGUAGCAACGCACGGGCAUUCAGCUAGUAUGACAUAAAGUAUGUAUAAAACAUGUAGGUAUCAUCAAUAAAGUAGCAUGGAACAUAAGAAAUUAUCGAUACGUUGGAGACGUAUCACACUCCAUGCGCUGUGUUGUACUUGGUGUUUCCAAUGCGUGUGCCAAAACCAAGCUUCCAUGCAUAGUCAUUGUAUACUUGUUUUGCUACUUCAAGGUCAUCGAAUAUCAUACCAACAAAUGGAACCACAGGCUGUGAACAUAUUUCUUUGCCAUCUUCUUCAGCAAGGUCGGAAGCACCUGCAGUUGCUGUACUAUGUGGUCCGGGAACAAAAUUUGUUGCAUCAUUCCCAUCUUGAUCAGCACCAGCAUAACCUUCCGUUUGUGCUAGUUUGUUGAGGUCAAAACCUUGUAGGAUGCUGUCGGCAACAAACCCAUGUUGACAUAACAUGAAUUGCUAUUUUAGUCUUUUAUUAGCAGCAACUUUUUUGCGGCAUUAUGUUAAAAUGACUCACAUUUGCAGCAUACAUGAUCAACUAAAUAUGACUAACAAUAUGUACAACACUAUCGUAGCAGCAAUUUCUAUGCAACAUCAGUUGCUGCAUGAGCACAAAUAUUUUUAUACAAGAUCAAUUUGAUAUCACUUGUAGCAAUUUUCAUCAUCUGACUACAGGGUAACUAACUCCAGAAGCUUGUUGCAGCAUAGAAGCAAACCGUAGCGGCAAAAUUCGUGGAGAUUGGAGGGAAGAACUCAACGAUGCAGCUGGUUGUUCAAUCUCGAGGUUGUGGUCGAAAAACACUGGAGGAUUGUUGAAUCUUCCAUGGAUGGGUUGCUGCAACGGUCCUCCUGCGCUGGCGUUCGCAGUAUCUGCCGCAACUCGCCGACGAGGAUCCUGAUUAGAUCCAGAGUUUGAAGCAACAAUGGGUGGUGAAACUAGGUGGUUCUUAUGGCCAAGAGGGGGGUAAAACACGGAUCGGAGCAGAUGCGCCAUUGAUUACGCGGCGAAGGUUGCUGCAGGGCUUGUCGCCUGCGGUUGCCGCGCGACCGUCGCCAGUCGCGGGGCCAGCAGCAAAAGCGGGACCGUGUCUCGCUAGCGACCAGAUCCUACGGUGCAGGAUGCUCUGAUCGUACGGCUACGAACCCGGGGCUGGGAGUUCUAAUCCCCCGGGGACGCCAAACAGUUUUCCGGCUAGCUGGGCUGUAUGUUAUCCUAGAUGGGUUUGAGUCUGCUCAAAACGCGAUAAAUACAACGAGCGGACCUUAUGGCGCCCGGACCCAAUCCUGGCCGUCCGGUACUGAUGAAGAUUCGCGCUCGGCCAUUUUGCAAAAAGAUCCCUGUAUUUGUUUCCUCAAAACAUAAAAACGAUCGUUGUAAAAAAACCAUAAAAACGGAGUCCGCCCGCGAGUCCGAUUCCUAUUCCGAAAUGGGUUUGUCUUCUGUUUACACGCGAAUUAGUGGCAGGUGCGUCGUCGAUCCUGCAUUGUGGGCUCCUGCCUAUAUACUGUAGAUAUAUCACCAGAAUACAAUGUCGACUCGUCAGUUUAUUACUACACAAAUUAACUAUCCCGUUGAUCGUGCGGCGUUCCUUUCAAGAUUAUAACUUGCUGCUUGCCUAACCAAUGGCAACAGUUUUAAUGGCCGACGAGUGCAUGGAGCGCGCACUGGCCUUCGCCAUAGACAGCAGCUCGGCGGCCCAGCACUGGCUCGUCCCGCUUCCAUCCCAGCACCAGCAAGACGCGGUGGCAUUGCAGCAGCAGCUUGGAUCAGCCGGAGACUUGGCAGAGGAGCUCAGUCGAUCGGUCCUCCUUGUCGCCGAGGUCCUCUUCCUGCACGGCGUCCUCGGCGACGACGAUGUCCUGCGGGUCCUGUCGGCCAUGCCAAAUCCCGGCGACGCCUACCGCAACGGCGGCUUCGGAGGAGUCCCCGCAACGGCGGCGGCGGUGGCCGGCCUGGAGAAGCGUGCUUAUCGUUGUGGGGAAGGCCAACAAGGCGGCCUUGGCACAACGGACACGGGCUGCGUGAUCUGCUUGGAGGAGUUCGUGGCGGGUGACCAGCUAGGCGUGAUGCCGUGCUCGCGGAAACACAGCUUUCACCGGGGUUGCAUCGCCGAGUGGCUGUGCCGCAGCAACGCGUGCCCCCUCUGCCGGCACGCGCUGCCUUCCUAGCAUAGCGCGG